This is a messenger RNA of Echinops telfairi (small Madagascar hedgehog), 749 nucleotides long. It is a transcript of the gene VKORC1, whose product is annotated as vitamin K epoxide reductase complex subunit 1. Gene Ontology annotation, biological process: vitamin K metabolic process; peptidyl-glutamic acid carboxylation. Gene Ontology annotation, molecular function: vitamin-K-epoxide reductase (warfarin-sensitive) activity. The record is from RefSeq and is a predicted model, not a curated record. Lineage: Eukaryota; Metazoa; Chordata; Mammalia; Afrosoricida; Tenrecidae. The coding region runs from base 32 to 523 and encodes 163 amino acids. The transcript is spliced from 3 exons.
UGGGCUGGCCCCUGCGGCUGGACUGGAAAACAUGGGCGCUACCUGGCGGCACCCUGGCUGGGCGCGGCUCGCGCUCUGCCUCGCGGGCCUCGUGGUGUCUGUCUACGCGCUGCACGUGAAGGCGGCGCGCGCCCGGGACCCGCAUUACCGUGCGCUCUGCGACGUGGGCACCGCCAUCAGCUGUUCGCGCGUCUUCUCCUCCAGGUGGGGGAAGGGCUUUGGGCUGGUGGAGCACGUGCUGGGACCCGACAGUGUCCUCAAUCAGUCCAACAGCUUAUUCGGUUGCAUCUUCUAUACGCUACAGCUCCUGUUAGGCUGCGUCCACGGCCACUGGGCCUCCCGCCUGCUGGUGCUGAGCUCCCUGGUGUCUCUGGCUGGUUCUCUCUACCUGGCCUGGAUCCUCUUCUUCGUCCUCUAUGAUUUCUGCAUCGUUUGCAUCACCUCCUACGCCAUCAAUGUGGGCCUGACUGUGCUCAGCUUCCGUGGGGCCCAGAGAGCCCGGGGCAAGGUCAAGGGGCAGUGAGUUGCUACCAGAAGCCGCCAAGAUGGCCAUGCCUGCAUCCCUAGAGAGCCCUGCAGUGUGACCCCCACCGAACCGCCACACAGGACAAGGGGCCAAAUGUGCCAUCCUCCUGUCCCCACCGAGUGCCUCUAGCCCAUCCUCAAAGACUGCUCUCCAAAGAUCUGCUGCUGCCCUGGGGGGUGGGGGGUGGGAGUGGGGUUCUGAGCAAUAAAAUUUCUUAAACUGA